AUUCUUGCUCUAUUGUUGCUAGAAUUAUUUUUUAAAUACACUGUGAGUGUGAUCAAUCUGUUCAGACCGUCCGAGAUCCGAUAAACAGCUUACUUUCUACAUCUUUCCUCCAUGCUUUCUACAAAUCAGUGUCAGCUUUUGAGCUGAGCUGAGUGAACAGUGAAGCAAAAUCAAGACGACAACAGAGUGCAACGAAACAAAUCUGACUUUCGAAGAUGGAAAAACACUGGGUUGAGGACCUGUUCCCUCCAUUCUACACUUACACCUUGGACAAGUCGACAACAUCACAAGAAGAAGAAGGGAAAGACAGUCCCAGCUUGAAACCUCAUGAUGAUGAGGAGGAGUACAUCAAGCGUAUUCAGGAAAUGUACGACAGAGUUCGCAUCGAUCUGAAUCAGAUUGAAAAAGAACGACAACAGAAAUGCAUCCAGGUAGGAGAGCCAUUGUCUGAGCAUCUUCCACAAAAGUCUCCAAUCGUAUCUCCUGAUAAAUCUAAGCUUGGAAGGAAAACGCCAACUAAUAAAGAAGAAUGUAUCUGGACAGCUGAGGAGCUGGCGUUUCUACGCCAGGCGACUGAGGAGACAAAACAAGAGAAAACACGACUCCAAGCUGAGCUUAGCCUUGCGAUAAAGCAAAGAGAGAAACUUGGACGCAAAUGCAAGAGGCAGUCGGAAGCCCUUGCCGUUAAGAACACAGAGCUACUCGAAAAGACCAAGGAAACGGAGAGGCUAUCCCUCCGCUGCCACCAUUUAGAGAAAGAGUUAAAGCACUGCAGGAUGAUUACGAGACUUCAGGAAGAGGAUAUUGAUGAACUUAAAGAGUCCAAACAAGAGCUCAAGAAGCAGUUCACGGCUUUAAGACAUGAGCUCAGUGUCGAGAAGCUGACUGGAGUUAAACUCAAAGGAGAACUGCAACAGGUCGGAAAGAAGAACGCUUUGGAGACCAUCGUCAGGGAGGACGGGAUCCGCCUGGACUAUGAGCGACAGAUUAAGAGUCUCUACGAGGAACUUCAAGGUGCUAAAGAUGAACUUGAUAAGGAGAAAAGAGAAAAUACAUCAACAAGGAAAGCUUUGGAACACUUGAGAAUUCACUUUGCAAAUUUCCCUGCUGUUAAGGAUCAAAGUGAACCUCUGGGUAGAGAAAAUGAUGAACUGGGUCAAUUAAACUUGUACUAGUCUUAGCCUGCAAGAUCACAGGGGAGGGGGUUGGCUGCAAGAAAUUUGAUGAGCUGAGUGAAUUAAACUUGUACUAGUCUGCAAGAUCAGGGAGGGUGUGUAGGCUGCAUGAUAAACUGGGCCAAUUAAACUUGUUCUAGUCUGGUCUGCAAGGUCAUGGAAAUGGUUGGCUUCAAAUUAAAGACAAUGAUGAACUGGGUGAAUUAAACUUGUACUAGUCUGCGAGGUCAGGGAGGGUGUUGGCUGCAUGUAAAACACUGAACUGGGUGAACUAAACUUGUACUAGUCUGUGAGGUCGGGGAGGUUGUUGGCUGCAUGUAAAACACUGAACUGGGUGAAUUAAACUUGUACUAGUCUGCGAAGUCGGGGAGGGUGUUGGCUGCAUGUAAAACACUGAACUAAGUGAAAUAAUAAACUUGUGCUAGUCUGCAAGCAUCGGGGAGGGUGUUGGCUGCAUGUACAUGUAAAACACUGAACUGGGUGAAUUAAACUCGUACUAGUCUGCGAGGGUGAUGGCUGCAUGUAAAACACUGAACUGGGCCAAUUAAACUAGUACUAGUCUGCAAGGUCAGGGAGUCGGUUGGCUAAA
Molecule: messenger RNA, 1764 nt
Organism: Asterias rubens (European starfish)
Lineage: Eukaryota; Metazoa; Echinodermata; Asteroidea; Forcipulatida; Asteriidae
Product: coiled-coil domain-containing protein 160 homolog
Exons: 3
Coding region: 216-1175 (319 amino acids)
Source: RefSeq, a predicted model, not a curated record